AUGUCGAUCAAAUUUUUAAUUUUUCUCCCAAUAUUUGUCGCAUUCAUAUAUACACUCCCAAUUCCACAACAAUCAUUGCCACCGAUUGAAGAACUAACUUUGAGUCCAAAUGCGACAUGUUAUAAUGUUGGUCAAAAUGUUACUGCUAGAUGGAAUAAUGAGCCUAAC
This is a messenger RNA of Dentiscutata heterogama, 168 nucleotides long. The record is from the annotation of a GenBank genome assembly. NCBI's taxonomy places the organism in Eukaryota, Fungi, Glomeromycota, Glomeromycetes, Diversisporales, Gigasporaceae.